This is a messenger RNA of Cryptotermes secundus, 3748 nucleotides long. RefSeq names its product F-box/LRR-repeat protein 4 (gene Fbxl4). The coding region runs from base 400 to 2259 and encodes 619 amino acids. Gene Ontology annotation, cellular component: SCF ubiquitin ligase complex. The transcript has 12 exons. Gene Ontology annotation, biological process: SCF-dependent proteasomal ubiquitin-dependent protein catabolic process. The record is from RefSeq and is a predicted model, not a curated record. Gene Ontology annotation, molecular function: protein binding. NCBI's taxonomy places the organism in Eukaryota, Metazoa, Arthropoda, Insecta, Blattodea, Kalotermitidae.
GCUCAAAUGUUGCAGGUGUGUAGUUAUACGGUUUUCGUACACACAUUUUUUAGCUCCAUUCUGUUCUCCCUUCAAUUCGAGUGUUCCAAUGAACAAAUUUGUUAAAAAUGAACACUUAUGAACCUUAUGGAGAGUACGGUCGUCUGCUGAACUGCACGGAUUAUUCCUGUUAUCCAGUACAAUUUUUUAUGACGACUCGUGUUUGAAGUAAAGUGGCUUUUAUUACGGACACACGGCUGUUGUUGGUGACAGGCUCACCAGCAAUUGUUUCAUGUUGGUAGUGCGUAAUCGUUCGUACCGUUCGUACUGACCGUAGUGAUAAUAAAGAAGUAAAUAACAUGUGAUUGUUAUUGUGACAAUGCUACUCGUGAAAAAGAUAAACGUCAUAACCUGACAAAAAUGGUCGAUGAUGAUAAAUUAUUAUUAUUCGAUGUUUCGAAUUCAGACGACACUGAUAUUGUAUUUAUUGAACAAUUUGUGCAAAGUGUCAUCGGUUUUAGUUCCCAGUACGGUAGUGAUGUUAGCAUAUCGUAUACUGCGUACAACAUUAUUGGGAAACCUAGUAAAUUUCCAGACUAUGGGGACUUUCCGCAGGCAUUUGUUAUGAGAACUUAUGGCAAGUGGUGGAAUGAAGCACCAUCGAGGACACUUCCUUUUAUGCCACAGUCACUAGGAAAAAUUAUUAGCCAAGAUUUUAUAGACUUGCUGUUUGAGGAAGCUGUGUACCCGUUCAGAGUGAGUGUGUAUGAAACGUACAACCCUGGCUCAGUGGUUCGGAUUUGGGCUGCAGAUCAUGAGAACCACUGGAGAUUAUUGUGGGAGGGGGAGCCCCAGAAAGUUGACCACACUCCCAUGAUCUUUUCACCUGUGAUUGAGACCAUAAAUUCUCCAACAAGGUUGCUUCGCUUGGAGUUUGACCAUUCACACCUCGAAUACUAUACAGAGCUAGAUGCGGUGUUACUGGUGGGAACCAAAGAGCCCAUUGUCAAUGCAGAGACUCAUCAGGUUCCCAGUCAUGAUCUCAUUGUGCCACCUGUUGGGAAACUGACAUCACAGAUACUACAGCAUAACAUUCAUAACAUUCCGCCCCAGAUCGAUAUUCCUAAUUCCAUAGUGAACUUUCUUGAAGAGGAGCUACCCCAGUUACUGAAGGGAACGGGAGAAGUGGGCCAAGUCCUCUCGACUUUCAACAAAGUAACUCUGUCCACAGGAGCUGAGAGUUUUGACAUUUUGCCUGAUGAAACUGUGUUGAAGAUUUUUGGGUACCUGAGCUUGCUUUCAUUAUGCAGAUGUGCACAAGUAAGCAGACGCUUCCAUGAUCUUGCUACAGACUCUCAGCUCUACACAGAGCUCAAUUUGAAGGUGUACUGGUAUUGUGUGACAGCAACAGCAUUAAGGUCAGUGUCAAAACAGUGCCUAUACCUUCAGAAGUUGGACUUGUCCUGGUGUGGUGACUUUAACCAUAUCAUAUCAGAGGAUUUCAUAGAUUUUAUUGAGGAGUGUGGAGGUCACCUUACCCAUUUGAGACUGAAUUGCUGUAAAUUUGCAGACAAUUAUUGUGCCAUGAAGGUAGCUGAAAAGUGUAAAAAUUUGAAAGAACUUUGUCUUCGAAGCUGUCAUAACAUCACAGAACUUGGCUUCCAAAGUCUAGCUUCAUUGAAAAACCUGCAGUAUUUGGAUCUGUAUCGAACUUUCAUUGAUUUGGGGCCACUCAAAGCAAUACUGAAAUCUUCACCUCAGCUGAAACAUAUUAAUAUGGGUUCAUGUGGACACAUAUCAAACAUGGAUGACGUUGCUCAAACCCUGGCAGCAUAUAACAAGGAACUGGUGUCUGUGGACUUCUGGAAAACAUACAGCUUGACACCAGUAGGUGUUAAAGCCCUGCACAAGUGUCAGAAACUGGAGGAAGUGGACCUGGGCUGGUGCGGAGGUGUUGGUGCUCCUGGGGACAGUUUCCGCUCUCUGGCCACUGGAUGCCCUUGUCUUCGCAAGUUAUUUCUCGCAGCAUUGAGAAGCAUCACUGAUCGAGAUCUUGAACCAUUCAUUGAACAUUGCCCUGCCCUCGAGCAGGUUGACCUCAUGGGUGGACACAGCAUCACAUCGGACAUCUGUGUCAAGUUUCUAACAAGGUGUAACAAACUGCGGCUGUUAGACGUCAGUUUCUGUGACCAAGUUCAGGACAGUGAAGUGGCCUACUGGCGGAUGGUGUUCCCUCACGUUAGUGUCAAGCGAAGCUUCCAGCAUGAUAUACUUUCUUAACGUUCGUCUCUCCAGAAGUGUUAAAUUUUUAGUAUGUUCAUCUAGAAGAAGUAAACUCAGUAAUGGAAGGUAAUACUUAGGAUGUAAGUGUUGAUGUUAAUUUCACUUUCAGGUUUUUGUGCAGUGUGGAUAUGGAUAGUGUUGCUGACAUUGCAGAGGUACAUGCGUAUCUGCUUUCAGGGUCAGAAUGAGUAGUGUGGGUGAGUGUUCAUGAAUAUAUAAGUUUUUGAUGUAACAGACCCAUUGGAGGAUGGUAGGCUGCAUGCCCUUGAAAAGGGAUGUUUGAUAAUCUUUCCCUCUCCACUGUCCCUGUUAGCCUGGUCUGGGCUUCAGUGCCCACCAUUUCUCCCCAUCGUAUCUGCUGAAUCAGACACCAGUACAUACGUAAUGUGUAUCUUGUUUUGGAGCAGUUGCUUUUGUUUGUCAUGGUUGUGACACCAGUUUGUUUCAGUUCACUACGCUUACUCUUCAUACCAUUGCACAAUUCGCUUCUUGCAUUCACUAAUCUGUAUGGAGCUCACUACUUGUGUUUCACGGCACACACUCUUUCACGAUAUGAGCUGCUGCUUCUGGAAGACCGACUGACCCUCCUCAGCCAGUGUUCUAUACUAAUUAUAUGCUAUAAAAAUCCAGUGCACACAUGAACUACGUGUGAAGGGAGCACCACAUGCUUGACAUUACUGGAAGCAACUGGGAGGAGAAGGAAGCUGGAAACUUUGAUGAGAUGUGUGACAUGCUGAGAUGUGACCUGCCUCCCCUCCCCCUCACUUCACCUGCCCUUAUUCCCUUUGAUCCUUCAGAUGUAGGCAGUGUCUACCUCUGAAGUGUUGGCAACACUGCCUACAUUCACACAAUACAAAGAUCCAAGAGGAGAAUCAACAUGAAUGAUGAACCACCAUGUAGCAUGAAAUCGGUAACUUGUAAGUGCUGUUGCAGCUAAAUCUGACACAGUAUAGGACCAGUGGUGGGUUGUUGUGAACAGCAGUGAAUUUUUGGGUCCCGUAAAUGGCAGCGAAUUUCUUGAUUAGCGUAAUGACUAUUUUUUCCUCAAAUUAAACUAUCCUCAGCAGAUUCAGUUGAUUGAAGAAUUGAGAUAACUGGUUUAAAAUACAAUUAUAAGUUUUGUGAUUUAAAAUAGGAUGUAUGUUAUAAGUUGUGAAUUUACACAGGCAUAAAUAAGCAGAAUCUGGUAUUCUGCUCUGUGAUAUCAUUUAGUGUUGUAGGUUAAUACCAGCAUUUCAGAGGAAUAUUCUGCAUCUAUCUUCAGGGGUUCAAAGUGAGUGGGGUGAGGAUGUGACCACCUUCAUUUCUGCAGCAGGGAUUUCCUCUUUCACAAGAAAUUUGAUGACAGCGCGCUGGCAAAACCACAUAUCAUUGUUGGCCAUUCUGUUAGGAGUGUUACUGGUCACGUGAUGUCACAAGGCACUCAAGGUUAACACAACAGCUGGUUCCACCUACCACUGUACUCUCGUUCGUCUGCUGUUCCCAG